This is a messenger RNA of Hyaloscypha bicolor E, 4173 nucleotides long. RefSeq names its product kinase-like protein. Gene Ontology annotation, molecular function: protein serine/threonine kinase activity; ATP binding. The transcript is spliced from 2 exons. The coding region runs from base 214 to 3861 and encodes 1215 amino acids. Gene Ontology annotation, cellular component: cytoplasm. Gene Ontology annotation, biological process: intracellular signal transduction; protein phosphorylation. The record is from RefSeq and is a predicted model, not a curated record. NCBI's taxonomy places the organism in Eukaryota, Fungi, Ascomycota, Leotiomycetes, Helotiales, Hyaloscyphaceae.
CAUCAACACCUUCGCAUCACCACCACCACCACCACCACCACCACCACCACCACCGCCGCCGCCGCCGCCGACGACGACAACAACUUCCUCGCUCGCGCACACCAGGACAUUGUCUCCACCCACUGCAAUGUCUGCUACCUGCUGACCCCCCGAAACGCUUCCUCAGAGGUUGUCGCCCCAACAUGUCGACUCUUGCCUUGCUGCACCUCAACAAUGGACCCAGCAGCAAGCACCGCGAACACGGCCGUGAGCACGCCCUCGUCGAGUCCUGGCCUCUUCAGUCCCUCCAACAAUCCAAUCCGCCAGCAUAUCUCCUCGCUGCCAGAUGGCACGCCGCAAUCGAGUCCCUAUCUCCAUCCGCUGCAGAUGCAUAAAGUUCGAGAAACCCACAAAGCCCAGGUCGAGCAGGACUUCAUCACCGGCCGCAAACUAAUAAACCAAUACGAGAUCAUCGAAGAGAUCGGCAGAGGAGUGCACGGCAAGGUCAAAUUGGCAAGAAGCCUCGAGACGGGCGACUAUGUUGCGAUCAAGAUCAUCCAACGCUUCUCCAAGAAGCGCAAGCUUGGACGAGUCACCGUUUCGCCCGAAGACAAGACAAAGAGAGAGAUCGCCAUCCUCAAGAAGAUCCGCCAUGCCAACGUCGUCGGCCUGCUCGAAGUCAUCGACGACCCCGAGUUGAAGAAGAUUUACAUGGUGUUGGAGCAUGUUGAGCUUGGAGAAAUAAUAUGGCGCAAGAAAGGUGCUCCCCAGAUCUGCAUCUUCGAACGCCGACGCAUAGAGAGAGAGCAGAGCGGAGAGAAGGAGACUGGAGAUGACGAGAAAUACUUCAAGAUGAUCGAGAGACGCCGGCAACAAAGGGAAGCAAAGCGAGCCAAGAUAUCCCAGCUACAACUCGCACAAGGCUACCCAGACUAUUGGAGCUUGGAGCAUGGCGACGAUGACGCCGAUGCGGAGGGUUCAGUGCUUUCGAAGGUCACAACAAACGACUCCGCGCAGAACCUCACUCGCCACAGAUCAUCAACACUUCGAUCCAACCCUGGCUCUCGAGGCCCAUCACGAGCAUCAUCUCGAGCUCCCUCGCGAGCAAGCUCUCGUGCGCAUACCCCACUUCCCACCGAGUUUGAUAUUCCUGCCAUCGACAGUGACAAUGAAGGCGACGAGCCUGGACCGUUACCUUCCAUCCUAUCCAAUCACGGCUCAUCAACCGCCUUGCAAGGAACAUACUACGGCGCAUACCCCGACGACCCUCCGUAUCGUGGGAGAUCGCCAAGCAUGGCUGAUAGCAUCAUCUCACACAUGUCAUCGGUCGACGACAUGCAGCACGAUGCAUUUGAAGAUGAUUUCUCUUACGUCCCAUGCUUCACCAUCGACCAGGCUCGAGCAGCAUUCAGGGACACUGUCCUAGGUCUAGAGUAUCUCCAUUACGAAGGCAUCGUCCACAGAGACAUCAAACCUGCGAAUCUGCUCUGGACAAAGGAUCAUCGCGUCAAGAUCUCUGACUUUGGGGUCUCCUACUUCGGUCGACCAAUUAGAGACGGCGAAACAGAAGAAAAUAUUUCGGAAGCUGAUGCCACCGACUUCGAUGAUGAUCUCGAACUUGCCAAGACUGUCGGCACUCCAGCCUUCUUCGCACCCGAACUCUGCUACACGGAUCUCGAAAUCGAACAGCCAAGAAUCACUGAGCAAAUCGAUGUUUGGUCGUUGGGUAUCACUCUUUAUUGUCUCAUCUACGCUCGCAUCCCCUUCCUCGCCGACGAUGAAUACCAACUCUUCCGAGCAAUCGCAAAAGCAGAUGUAUACAUUCCUAGACGACGCCUCAAGGCUGUCGACCCCAAUUGUACAACUCCACAAUCAAACCCGAUUAAACGCAUCGGCCCUUCGACAGGUCCAUAUAGAGAAGACGGAGAACUCGCGUUCGAGGAAAUUGACGAUGAAUUAUAUGAUCUGCUUCGAAGGAUGCUGAUCAAGGACCCCGCCGAGCGAAUCAAGCUCAGGGAGGUCAAACGUCAUCCGUGGGUGAUUCACGGUAUUGACAACUUUAUCGGCUGGCUUGACGACACGGAUCCAUCACGGAAGACUGCCGGCAGGAGGAUCCAAGUCGACUGGAACGAAUUGGAGCGUGCUGUUGUUCCCAUUACCUUCCUGGAGCGUGCGCGGUCUGCAGUAAAGAAGGCUGUUGGAAAGGUUAUCGGUGUGACGAGGAGUGAGACAAGGAGCGAAGGAUCUCGGCGAAGAGCUGCCAGCAGCGCCACAAGUUCCGGAACAGAUACCCACAACUCUACCCCAGUGGGGCCACUUCGACGAGACAAUCGACGAGCAAGCCUCCGAGGAGACGAGUCCUACUUCUCAUCCGCUAGCGAUCUUCAAGAGUAUCGCCAUGAACGCCACCGCGAGCCAUAUGAGCAUCCUCUUGCGCAAAGCCUGACGGCGAGCCCAGAUCUCUCUGCAACCGAGGGAGACCCCUUUGCGCUUGACUUUACUCAGCAAUCUGUUUCGGUAGGAGCCACUCCAAAACGUGAACGUGUGCCGUCUGGCGCAGCAGAUCCUGAUCAAAGACCAGGUCCGCCGGAUCGUACCGUCUCGGCGGCCGCGUCUAUUCAGACAGUCGUUCACCGUGGCCACUCGCAUUCACGGUCUAUGAACACCCCUAGGUCCCCAACACUGGAGGAAGCCCCGCACGCCCCUAACUUCUUCGGGGAUCAUCAUUUGGAAGCUCUAUUUGGAGGUCAUUUGUGGAAUCCUAGAGGUCGAGAAGUAAUGGAAGGCAUUGACGAAGGUGUCUCUUCAAGGGCUCGCUCGGUUGACAGAAGCCUUUUCGAGUCGGAUAACAAGCAUGCAGAACCAAGCGUGGCGAUGAGCACUGCAACCGCUCCUGGACUCUUCCAGCACCCUAUAAGACUGAACCAUCCCCGUCCACUCUCUCGUUCGUCUGAUGUCAGCCCGACUAACUACGAAAAACCGCUUGCAUCUCCACUCUUCUUCCAACCCCAUCUGGUCCACGCCCAUCAGACGGGCCAAUCCUCAUCCACUCCCAAUGUUCACCAGGUUCAGUAUGCUGCGUCCAAUCUGGAUCAACGACCUUCGACAGCGAAUCGAACGCCAGAAGGCAAAACUCCUGACCCUCGAGUCUAUGGACCGAGUACACCUGAGUUAUUCCAACGAGCACGGGAUGCCCUUGAGAGACGAAGAAAGUUGGAGCAAGAAGCCGAGCACAAGCGGCAGCAGGUGGCUCUAGAUUACGGUAACUCUCCGACUGCCUGUCCUCCAUCCCCGGACGAUGAGGUUGUUCGGAAAAGACAGGAAGAGGCGAGCCGUGCUCGGUCAUACAGCUCGGUCAAUUCCACCAGCAGAGCCUCGUUGACUUCACCCUCCGACCUGACCUCGCCAGUCUCCUCCGACAACCGUGGCUCCACAGAGCAGUUCUCCCAUCUCCCAUCUGUCCCAUCGCUUCCGGCUUUGAUCUCGGGCGCAUCUUCAGUAUCCGCCGACCCAGAAGGAGAGAUGCUCACGCUUCCAGGUGUGGUUCAACAUCCGGAGACUGCUCAUAGUACACCCGAGACUCUCACCCCACCCUUGCUUUCUAAGCAAGUGUCCGCCGAAGUCAGAACUCCCAUCCCCGAUGCGCCUGAAGAUGCAAUCCUCCUCUCACCCGGGGAGGAAGAUGAAGGUUACAACGGGGACGGCGAUAACAUUGACGAUGACGACUCGGAUAGCGACGAGGGCUUGACAAUGACGCGGAGAAAGCCAAAGCCGCAGUCACCGAUUGAAAGCAGGAUUGAUCUCAGGAAGAUCGAGAGGAGAGAUACGAAUGCCAGUGUUGGCAGCACGGAGACGGCGAAAAAGGUUGUGAUGGAUAGUUGAGCGAGCCAGUUACAUAAUCGGCGAAUUUGGAAUUCAUUCUACUUUUCGGCACUUGGGGAGGCUUUAAUCGAAUUUUUGUUCAUGAGAAAAAUGGAUGAAUGGUUGCAUAUGACGGAUAAAAGGAUUCCAUGGUCUUGCAUGAUAUACGACUGGACUGAGGCAGGAUUAGGAAGGACUGGGAAGAUGCAUGAUCGGCGCCUAUGGACAGCAACGGAAGGGAGGAAUGACUUUUGUCAGGAUAUGUUUUCCCCCCCAAUAUUCAAGGGGUCGAUCAAGCGUGGCGUCUAAAGGAAAACAAUGGGAAUGGAAUAU